This is a messenger RNA of Indicator indicator, 2811 nucleotides long. RefSeq names its product ETAA1 activator of ATR kinase (gene ETAA1). The transcript has 6 exons. The record is from RefSeq and is a predicted model, not a curated record. Bases 1 to 2811 code for a protein of 936 amino acids. NCBI's taxonomy places the organism in Eukaryota, Metazoa, Chordata, Aves, Piciformes, Indicatoridae.
AUGCCCGGUAGCAGGCGGAAGGGGCCCAGCCUAAAGUCCGCCGCCCUGAGGAGGCGGAGCGGCGGCGGCGGCGAGGAGCAGCUCACCCGGCAGCGGCCGGCAGAGCCCCCCACGGAGGAGGCGGCGGCUGGCAGGGCGGAAUGCGGAGCGGGCCGAGGCUUGCCCGCGAGGGAGGCUCCGGUCGCGCCCCGGCCGUCGCCGUCGCGGGAAGCGGCGGUGCAUGGCGCUGCAGAGUCAUGCCAACAUAAAACACCAAAGAGAUCGUUGAGCAGGAAAUCCCGAACGCCUACUUUCAGCUCUCCCAUUAAUGACACCGAUAUACAGCAAGAAAUCUUUUGGGAUCCUCAUUCACCCAUUGCGUGCAGACUAGGCAAUGGAAAAACCAAACAGUUUGCCAGUAGAUGUGCAGUGGAAAUUUCAGAAAUUGUUAAUCGUAUUGCUCCUCAGGAUGAAAAAGCAGCCUGUAAUGAAGGCUCCCUUCUAGGGACAUGGAUUGGGGAGGAUGCUAUUCCCUGUACACCUGGAGCAGUCAAAGUGCGAGCUAGGACAAAGUUAAGUUGUACAAGAGAUCUUAAGGUAAAAAAUCCUGAAGAGGAACUCAUGAAAUUGGCUAAGGAAUUCGAUAAAAAUCUAGUGGAGCUAGAUGCUGUUCAGGAACAAGAGAAGCUUGGUCACAAUGUCAUCCAGACCAUCUCAGAGACUUCAAAUAAUUCUAAAGAUGAAGUAAAUGUGAAGAGCCUGAAAUCACUCCUCGGUGAGGUUCCUGACACAGAUACUGCUCUCUCCCUGAAGCCAGCUGGCCAGAGCACUGGCAUGCCUGCUGCAGAGUCCUGUCCAUCCAGUAGUCAAAAUAUAGACCUUGAGGCAGAAAUAGCACUUCGUGCUCUCUUUGACUGCUCUACCCAGAAAUGCAGUGGACAGUUGAGCCAAGAACUAUCAAGUAUUUCUUUAAAUAAUAGUUUCCAUGAAAAUAAAGGCACCUUGGAGAAGGAACACCUGCCUGAAGAAAAUAAAGACAUGCAAAAUGGUAACUCAGAGGCAUGUCAAAAAGAUACUCUCUGUGGACUAGAAAGUGGGAGCAAGACUUUUCCAAAACCUGAUAAUCGCACGUUGACAAAAAAAAUUCCUUCUGCUUCAAAGACACAGUUAGUGGUCUCCAGCAAGCUUCCUGGAGUAGAUAAUGAUGAUUUCGAUGACUGGGAUGCAGAUUUACUGGCAGAUGACUCUUUUAUGAUGCAAAUAACCCAAAAUCCUGAGUUGAUAAGUACUGAAGAAGCACCACCAAUUCCUACAGAUGCAUCUGUGCAAGGUUUCAGUGAUGCUACCACAGCAAAGGAAAGAAGUAGCUGCAAUUCAGUAACUUGUCUGGGGAGUGUACACAAAUCUAAUAGUUUGCAGUCUUCACCUUUGAAAAACUCUAGUAAAAACACAAAAAAUACUGUAAAAUCUCUUUCUUUACAAAAGCCAUACAAGAGAGAAAACCCCAAGACAGAGCCUACAGCCUUUCAUGGCAAAUGUGAUGUUAAACCAGAUAAAAUAAAUUCUAUUUGGAAAAGUGCCCAAAGCAGUAAUUUGAACCAUAUUCCUGUUUCAACACAAGCUAAAGUGAAGAAUGGGAAUGAAACUAUUCAGCCUAAGAGUGACCCUCUUGCUGGUUUUUCUUUGAGAUCUAAUCCUCAUAAACAAUGGAUUGAAAAACCUGGGAAGAGCACACACAAUAUUUUUUGUCAAUCAUCCACUGUUUAUACCCAUACAAAACCUAGUGAUGCAACUAAAGUGGUUAACCAAGUUAACAUAGAUUGCUUCAAUCAAAUUGAAACACCAAAGAAAUGCCCUAUGUCAUUUGAUGACUGGGAUGAACCCAAAUUCUCUGAUGAGGUGUUAGAUAUGUUUUGUGAAUCUGAUAGCCUUUGGGAUGCAAACUGUGAGGAUGAUGAAUUGUUGUAUCAGGUGUGUGAUGAUAUAGAAAAGCAGAAUCAGAGCGAGAGCAUUAAACAGGGAAAUGAAAGAGCUAAAGCUGUACAAGGAGCCAGUAAUAAUUCCAGAUCAAAUGCUGAUUUCAGCUUCCCAGCAUCUAAACACGGACUACCUGACCUCUUGUCACAAAAGACGAGUGCAAAAAAGGAAGCUUUCUCACUAAAUGAUUCCUGUAGGAAUUCAUCAAAGGAUGCACCAGGACUAGCCACAACAGGGCAGGUGGUGAACUGUAAGAACAUCUCAAGUCCUGCACCUGUGAUCUCGGGUACUUCCAUGGAGUGUAAAUACACAUUACUUCAAAACUGUCAUCAAGCUGCUUCUGAAGAUACCACAAAGACCGUUUCAGGAAGGUGGUACAGGUCAAAUUCUGUGCCAGCAGGUUCUGAAUUAAGUCCUCUUAAUGCAGUAAACAGUUUUAGUACGAAGACAUUAGACAGCCCAGCUCUGUUGUGUAAUACAGGAAAGACACCAAGUAACAGCUCUGGUAACAAAACAUCACUCGUGCCUUCAAAGUUUAAGUUCCGAAAGAUUAACAAUUCUCAGAGUGCUCUUCAUCUAGGGCCUGAAAACCCAGGGAGUCACUCAGCCAUUGGAGUUACUCUGCAAGCUUUGGAAGGAAGCAACAAUCAGGUGAACAUGACUUUGCACAGCAAGCUCGACAAUAAGAAAUCGCCUUUCAAGAGGCACCUCUCAGAGUCUUUUGCACUGCCUACAUCAGUGUCCGUGGUGGAACAAAAAAAUAGAAAAUGUUCUCAAGAAGAGAUUGAAAGGAAAAAACAAGAAGCCCUUGCACGAAGAAAAUCCAGAAUGCAGGCAUCCUUUAAAGAUGCUUGA